This is a messenger RNA of Drosophila suzukii, 1396 nucleotides long. RefSeq names its product accessory gland protein Acp29AB-like. The record is from RefSeq and is a predicted model, not a curated record. NCBI's taxonomy places the organism in Eukaryota, Metazoa, Arthropoda, Insecta, Diptera, Drosophilidae.
UAUGUUUAUGCUAUGAAUUUCAUGCUUUCUCCAAUACACGAAAUUAUAAUAGCCCCUGUUUAUACAACACAGACAAAAUCAUGAAAUGAUAUUAGUAAAGCUGUCAAAUUUUUUGAAUUUGAUAUAGAGCUCUAUAGAGUAGUAGGCUGUGAAGUAGGCUGUGCCUCAACAUUUCGAGAAUUGGGGCUGAAUUCAUAGUCAACUUUCGUGUGUUAUCGAAUUCAUGAAAAGGUGUUUAUGUACACACGAAUUUGCCCAUUUCAUGAAUUGAUUUCAUGAAAUGGGCAUAGCAUAAACACAGUAUAUAAAAGCCAUCCGAAACCUUACUUUAGUAUCAGUUGUACACCAAAAGUCCAACGUUUGUGGUUGAUCGCGGUCAAUAUGAUUAAACUCGGCACUUAUUUAACCAUCGCGUUUAUUGUUUGGAAUCUAUGUGUAUCCCAAGGAUAUUCUUGGGACGGUGAACUAUCAAGAAGUCCACGGAACGUACCGGAAAAUAAAUUUUUGAUCGCAAUGCUUCCCUUGCUGGAUCACAUUGCUCAGCAGUGCAAAUCCAAUGUUUCUGAUGUUGUGACUGAAACACAGACGAUGGUAGUUACAAUUAAAGAUCAACUGACUGGGCUACAGAGAGAUCAUAUGGAGAACCUAAGCGAUAUGAAGGCUCAGCUAAUGGAAUCUUUUAGUAAUAGCAUCCCCAAAAACUUCGAGGAAAGGCUGGCAAAAAUUGAAGAACAUCAGAUACAGGACUCUCUAAAACGUUCAGAGGACUUCCAGAAGAUAUUGGAAAGGAUAGAAGCGUUCGAAAAGAAUGUGCAAAGCAAGAUGGAAAAUCAACAAGAAUCUCUAAAACAUACAGAUGACUUCCAGAAGAUAUUGGAAAGGAUAGAAGCUUUCCAGAAGGAAGUGCAGAGCAAAAUGGAGAAUCAACAGUCCGCAGCAACAUACGCUUUUACCGGAGUUGGUAGAAAAAUAAUCAGGGAUAAGUUUGAACAAAUCGGUUCUAGACUUUUUCAUAUAAGUGAAACACCAGGCGACUGGAAUCAAGCCGUAGAAACUUGUCGUGGACUGGGUGGAUAUAUAGCUGCCAUCAAAGACCAAGAUGAACUUACCGCCCUCGCAGAAAGACUGGAUGACAAACACUACUGGCUUGGAAUCAACGACCUGGUCAGUAAGGGAACCUACGUAUCCGAGGCAUCCGGCAAAAAACCUAAAUUUUUGAAGUGGCGUUGGGGAGAACCCAAUAAUGAAGAUGGUGUUGAGCGCUGCGUUGAACUUUUAAACGGCGGAAUGAACGAUGUGCCAUGUUUUAGGUACUCAUAUAAUAAGUAUGCAAUUUGCCAAGCUGACAAUGAAAUUUAAAGAAAAAGUAAUGGUACCUAAAAUCUUUUUGUAAAAC